Molecule: messenger RNA, 1408 nt
Organism: Tachyglossus aculeatus (Australian echidna)
Lineage: Eukaryota; Metazoa; Chordata; Mammalia; Monotremata; Tachyglossidae
Gene: FNDC4
Product: fibronectin type III domain containing 4
Exons: 7
Coding region: 97-873 (258 amino acids)
Molecular function (GO): protein binding
Source: RefSeq, a predicted model, not a curated record
UCAGUCCUCCCCUCCAAGUCUCCCCUCAGCCACACUGCUGCCCUCCCACCACCCCCUGCCCUGCCAUUUGGCCGCUCUGUCUUCAAAACUGACCUCAUGAAUUCCAGGUUUUUGAAGAUUUUCCGGGAACUUCUGUCACUUGACCACAGAGCAGCCAGAGUGGCUGCGCUGACCGUGCGGGCGACCCGGCACCCCAGAAUGGACGCCGUGGGCACCAUGGGCUUCCAGACUCCGCCGACCCCAUACCUGAGUCCCACUGUCCUGCUGCUGGUCAGUUGUGACCUGGGCCUCGUGCAAGCAGACCGGCCUCCGUCCCCAGUGAACGUGACGGUCACUCACCUCAGAGCCAACUCAGCCACCGUGUCCUGGGAUGUCCCAGAGGGCAACAUCGUCAUUGGCUACGCCAUCUCCCAGCAACGACAGGACGGGCCUGGGCAGAGGGUGAUCCGUGAGGUGAACACCACGACGAGAGCCUGCGCACUCUGGGGCCUCGCCGAAGACAGCGACUAUACCGUGCAGGUCCGGAGCAUCGGGCUGCGGGGAGAGAGCCCCCCUGGGCCCCGGGUCCAUUUCCGCACUCUCAAGGGCUCCGACCGCCUGCCUUCGAACAGUUCAAGCCCAGGGGACAUCACAGUAGAAGGCCUGGAUGGAGAGCGGCCUCUCCAGACGGGAGAAGUGGUCAUCAUUGUGGUGGUUUUGAUCAUGUGGGCUGCCGUGAUCGGGCUGUUCUGCCGGCAGUACGACAUCAUCAAGGACAACGAUUCCAACAACAACCCCAAAGAGAAGGGGAAGGGGCCAGAGCAAAGCUCCCGGGGGCGGCCAUCAGGGACAAGACAGAAAAAGUCACCGUCCAUCAACACCAUUGAGGUCUGAUGAAGAGACAGAAAUGGAGAUGGGGGAAAAAAUCAGACGGAGAAAAGGAGCCUGGGUUUGAGGGUGAAGGAGAAACUAGUCUGACCACCUGCCUCAAAUCAGAGCCCCAUCCUCAGAUUUGGGUCGGGGUGGCAGGGGAGUGGGGGUUGCGGGGCCAAGGACAACUCUCAUUCCUAGGAACUCCAGCCUGGUUUUCACCCCUUCUUUUCACUGUGAACAGGGACAGGAGAAUCGUUUGUUGGGGUCGGCUUCCCCGGAUCAAUCGGAUGAGUAGACGGAUGGCCCUCCCUCUCCUGGCCUCCAAGACCACGGAAGGGUGGAUGACAAACCCUCCACCACGGCAGCCCACAAUGACAGGGCCUUCAAUGCUUCCUCCCAUUUCCCUUCACCCAUCCCCAGGGCUCAGGUUACCAUACUGCACUAUUCUAAAGUCUUCCAUGGCGUCUGAGGAUCUGUACCGUCUCACCAGGCGGCCCGUCGAGGGUGGAGGGGUUUCUCCGCCUCGGACAUUUUUCAAUAAAGGUUCUCGGAACGA